CGUGUAUAUGGGAGUGCCAGUGCAUCUCACACACCCACUGGCAUUUCUUUCACACGCGGAGUGGUGUGGAAAAGGAGAGGGACGGCAGCUGGGCAUAGCAGUGGAGGGAGACAGAAUCCGAAUAUCGCUAACCAAGACGCUCGGCUCUUCAAUUUGACCUGCCUACUAUCAACUAUUCUGCUUUGAAUCCAGCCUAAAACAGUUUCAUCUGCUGAGGAUACCCGACUGACUGAGAUGGGGUACGGACGGUCAGACAGCUACCGUGUGGCCACCACGACGGAGAAGGAUGAGAAGGAGUCCCCCAAGAAGGCGGACUCCAAGAAGGCGGACUCCAAGGCAGACAAGAAGACCAAGGACAUGGAGGAAUUGAAGAAGGAAGUUCCCUUGACGGAACACAAGAUGUCCAUCGAGGAGGUAUGCCAGAAGUACUCUACCGACAUAGUCCAGGGUCUGACCAAUGCCAAGGCCGCUGAGUACCUGGCUCGAGACGGCCCCAACGCCCUCACGCCUCCCCCCACCACCCCCGAGUGGGUCAAGUUCUGUCGCCAGCUGUUCGGUGGCUUCUCCAUCCUGCUGUGGACCGGCGCCAUCCUCUGUUUCCUGGCCUACGCCAUCCAGGCCGCCACCGAGGACGAGCCCGCAGGAGACAAUUUGUACCUGGGUAUCGUUCUCUCGGCUGUCGUCAUCAUCACCGGCUGUUUCUCCUACUUCCAGGAGGCAAAGAGCUCCAAAAUCAUGGAGUCCUUCAAGAACAUGGUGCCCCAGCAAGCGCUGGUGAUCCGCGAGGGCGAGAAGAUGCAGAUCAACGCUGAGGAGGUGGUGGCUGGAGACCUGGUGGAGGUGAAGGGAGGAGAUAGGAUCCCCGCCGACCUCAGGAUCGUCUCUGCUCACGGCUGCAAGGUGGAUAACUCCUCCCUGACUGGUGAAUCAGAACCCCAGAGCAGGUCACCCGACUGUACCCAUGACAACCCCCUGGAGACCCGCAAUGUCGCUUUCUUCUCCACCAACUGUGUUGAAGGCACGGCGCGUGGCAUCGUGGUGUGCACCGGCGACCGUACCGUCAUGGGCCGUAUCGCCACCCUCACCUCCGGCCUGGAGUCGGGCAAGACCCCCAUCGCCAAGGAGAUCGAGCAUUUCAUCCACCUGAUCACAGGUGUGGCCGUGUUCCUGGGCAUCACCUUCUUCAUCCUGGCCGUCUGCCUGGGCUACACCUGGCUGGAGGCUGUUAUCUUCCUCAUCGGCAUCAUCGUGGCCAACGUGCCCGAGGGCCUGCUGGCUACUGUCACUGUGUGUCUGACCCUGACCGCUAAGCGUAUGGCUCGUAAGAACUGCCUGGUGAAGAACCUUGAGGCUGUGGAGACCCUGGGCUCCACCUCCACCAUCUGCUCUGAUAAGACUGGCACCCUGACCCAGAACAGGAUGACCGUGGCCCACAUGUGGUUCGACAACCAGAUCCACGAGGCCGACACCACUGAGGACCAGUCUGGCGCCUCUUUCGACAAGAGCUCGGAGACGUGGUUGGCGCUGGCGCGCGUGGCGGCCCUGUGUAACCGGGCGCAGUUCAAAGCGGCUCAGGACCAGCUGCCCAUCCUGAAGAGGGACGUGGCGGGCGACGCCUCCGAGUCCGCGCUGCUGAAAUGUAUCGAGCUGUCCUGCGGCAGCGUCAGGCAGAUGAGGGAGAAGAACAAGAAGGUGGCCGAGAUCCCCUUCAACUCCACCAACAAGUACCAGCUCUCUGUGCAUGAAACGGAGGAUGAGAACGACAACCGCUACCUGCUGGUGAUGAAGGGAGCACCAGAGAGGAUCCUGGACCGCUGCUCCUCCAUCUUGAUCCAGGGCAAGGAGCAGCCCAUGGACGAGGAGAUGAAGGAGGCCUUCCAGAACGCCUACAUGGAGCUGGGAGGACUGGGGGAGAGAGUACUCGGCUUCUGCCACCUGCUAAUGCCCGAGGACCAGUACCCCAAGGGCUUUGCCUUCGACUGUGACGACGUCAACUUCACCACAGAGAGCCUGUGCUUCGUGGGCCUCAUGUCCAUGAUUGACCCUCCCCGUGCCGCCGUGCCCGACGCCGUGGGAAAAUGUCGCUCCGCUGGCAUCAAAGUCAUCAUGGUGACCGGCGAUCAUCCAAUCACAGCCAAGGCUAUCGCCAAGGGCGUGGGCAUCAUCUCCGAGGGCAACGAGACCGUGGAGGACAUCGCCUCUCGCCUCAAUAUCCCUGUCAGCCAGGUCAAUCCCAGGGAUGCCAAGGCGUGUGUGAUCCACGGGACAGACCUGAAGGAUCUGUCUCAGGACCAGAUGGAUGAGAUCCUGAGGAACCACACUGAGAUUGUGUUCGCCAGGACCUCCCCCCAGCAGAAACUCAUCAUCGUGGAGGGCUGCCAGAGACAGGGUGCCAUCGUGGCUGUGACUGGUGAUGGGGUGAACGACUCUCCCGCCCUGAAGAAGGCUGACAUCGGCGUCGCCAUGGGGAUCUCCGGCUCAGACGUCUCCAAACAAGCCGCUGACAUGAUCCUGCUGGACGACAACUUUGCCUCCAUCGUCACCGGAGUGGAAGAGGGACGUCUGAUCUUUGACAACCUGAAGAAGUCCAUUGCCUACACCCUGACCAGUAACAUCCCUGAGAUCACCCCCUUCCUCUUCUUCAUCCUGGUCAACAUCCCACUGCCCCUAGGGACCAUCACCAUCCUCUGCAUCGACCUGGGAACCGACAUGGUGCCAGCGAUCUCCCUGGCCUACGAGGCAGCAGAGAGUGACAUUAUGAAGAGACAGCCCAGAAACCCAGCCAGGGACAAACUGGUGAACGAGAGGCUGAUCAGUAUCGCCUACGGACAGAUUGGGAUGAUCCAGGCUCUGGGAGGGUUCUUCUCCUACUUUGUGAUCCUGGCAGAGAAUGGUUUCCUUCCCUCUUUAUUGGUGGGCAUCAGGCUAAACUGGGACGACCGCUCCAACAACGACCUAGAGGACAGCUACGGACAGCAAUGGACCUAUGAACAGAGGAAGAUAGUGGAGUACACCUGUCACACAGCCUUCUUCGUCAGUAUUGUGGUGGUACAGUGGGCUGAUGUCAUCAUCUGCAAGACCAGGCGCAACUCUGUCUUCCAGCAGGGCAUGAGGAAUAAGAUCCUGAUCUUUGGGCUGUUUGAGGAGACAGCUCUGGCUGCUUUCCUGUCCUACACCCCAGGCAUGGACGUGGCUCUCAGGAUGUACCCCCUCAAGCCCAGCUGGUGGUUUUGUGCGUUCCCGUACAGUUUCCUCAUCUUUGUUUACGAUGAGAUCCGAAAACUCAUCCUGCGCCGAAACCCCGGAGGCUGGGUGGAAAAGGAGACAUACUAUUAAAUUAUCAAACCAUUCUUUACUUCUCACCCCCUUACCUCCCCCUCUUUUUCCUCCUCCCUACCUCCACCCGUCCCUCUAAUCACAUACAAACCAUACAAGAAACCGCAUCUGAAAACUCAUCCAUUCCUCAUCCCGUAUUUUCAUCCAACAUCGCCUUGAGGACAAGAGGACCAACCACUGAGAAGGAGAGGAACAGGGCGAUCACGCCAGAUCCCUGUGCCCCUCUUCGUCUCUGCCUUUUUUUUCUGCCAAAAGACUACAGCAUAGUCAACACUGCCAAUACUCUUCGAAUGUUUACUACACUGUUAUGACACUGUUUAUAAAUGUGCUAAUACACUGUCAUGUACAAAAUACCGGUAUCUCUCUCCUCUAUCGACAACAAAAUGGCAGCUGCAUCUAGAUUCCCCCGGCGAGCGGUGUGGCGUCAUUGUCACCUGUUCCACCCCGCCAUCCCCUCGACACGCUCCCUCCACCAAUCUUCUACUUAACAUGCCCCUCAAGCCACUCCCACCACUCCCUGGCCCAAUGGGUAAAACAGAAAGAUCCCACCGCUGACACUAGUAAACGUGGAAUAAUCUCCCACGGCCUCUACAGGGGUAAAAAAAAUAAAAAAUCCCCCUCCCUCCUCCUCCUGUUCCCCUCCCUCCUCCUCCUGUUCCCCUCCCUCCUCCUCCUGUUCCCCUCUCUCCU
This is a messenger RNA of Oncorhynchus tshawytscha (Chinook salmon), 4026 nucleotides long. Its product is annotated as sodium/potassium-transporting ATPase subunit alpha-3. Gene Ontology annotation, biological process: intracellular sodium ion homeostasis; sodium ion export across plasma membrane; potassium ion import across plasma membrane. Gene Ontology annotation, molecular function: P-type sodium:potassium-exchanging transporter activity; ATP hydrolysis activity; ATP binding. NCBI's taxonomy places the organism in Eukaryota, Metazoa, Chordata, Actinopteri, Salmoniformes, Salmonidae. The coding region runs from base 235 to 3336 and encodes 1033 amino acids. The transcript has 22 exons. Gene Ontology annotation, cellular component: membrane. The record is from RefSeq and is a predicted model, not a curated record.